This is a messenger RNA of Hyaloperonospora brassicae, 1614 nucleotides long. NCBI's taxonomy places the organism in Eukaryota, Oomycota, Peronosporomycetes, Peronosporales, Peronosporaceae. The record is from the annotation of a GenBank genome assembly.
AUGGCCGAGUCGUCAGGGCCGCGCUUCCUCUUGCGCGCGUGCGUGUUCCUAUUGCUCCUGAUCGCCAGUCUGCUCCAGCUCGUCUUCUUCGCACGAUUGCCGCAGAUACGAAUGCACGUGGCGUACUGUAAUGCCACUGUCGAGUCGCAUUUGCUGCUUGCGCCGCCGCCGACGAGCGCAGAGCUCACGCCGCCAAUGAAGUUGUUGUUCCAGUCGCUGUUUGUGUCCCCUGUAGCAAUAGAAGCACAGCAAAAAGCUGAAGAAAAACGAGUAGAACGAGAAAAAGAGCGAUGGAAUCAGUACGGGACGAACGGAGAGCUGGCGCAGACGAGACACGACCACGAAGGAACGUAUCAAGAUCUGGACAUUCCGUUCCAAGGGGAGGAGGCAGUGGGCGACACACAGGCAACGAGGCUGCGGCGAUUGGACAACCAGAUAGCGGCACGAGAGAAAGAGGAGCUGAUGAAGCUACAUCCGGGCUUUUUCAUGCAGACACAAGGACAGGGACACGAAGCUCUUGACUCGAAAGCUGCUUAUUGCAUUAAUGUGGUCACGCCGAGUGACUCGCCAGGAAUGUUGCUCGAUUUUGAGCUGUACUUGAAUGCUCUGCCAUCUGCUCGGCCAGUGUAUGCGUACAGCGGCAAUGGAGAAGAGAAGAACGAUACCUUGGGUAUCGAGAUGGACAAGCAGCUGGACAUGCCCACGUCUGUGAUUGAUAUUUACUUGGAACGACAUCCUGUGGAUAAGAAGUACUAUGCAAACCUUCGUGCACCUAAGGGCAAGACCAUCUGGAUGAUGCAAAACAUCGAGUUUUUUGAUCGCCAUGAGCUCGAGAAUCCUACAGUCGGCGUGAUGAUUGUCAAGAACCGAAUAGGGCUGAAGAAGAUACUUGAAUACAGGUAUCGACAUCAACUUUCGUACUCGGUGUUCUACACCAAGCACACAAGUCGCGAUGUGUACCAACCUGCCGUACAGCGCGAUUGGACAUCGUUCCUUCACCUCGCAGGCUCGAGUCCGUUCAAAAACACGCGAGUGAUCCUCGAGGCGUGGGCAUUGCAUCCCGAAUGGCCGCAAGUCAUCGUUCGUGUUAUCAAAGCUGAUCUAUGCGAGUGGAUUGAGGAUCGAUUUGGCGACAAAGACUCGUGGCAACUCCACAACGUGGACUACGCUUGCGGCUCGAUGCCUGCCGAAGAAAAAGGUCAGUUGCAAAACCGGAUUGGACUUCACUUGUGUCCGAGUGAGGCCGAGGGUUUUGGCCACUACAUAAACGAGGCCCGCAGUGUUGGCGCGCUUAUCUUGACAACCAAUGUGCCUCCGAUGAACGAGCUCGUGGACGAGGAGAGCGGCGUGCUCGUAGGAGAGCCACAUGCUUGGUGGUGGCAGACAAAAGGAGACUUGUUCGUGCCGCUAGCACGAGUGGGCGUAGCCGAUAUUGAGCGGGGCGUCGAGCAGAUUUUGCUGCUUUCCAUCGAGGAGCGCCAGCGUAUGGGGAAGCGCUCGCGUGCAAAGUUCCUUGAGGACCGUGUAUACUUCCUCAACGCUAUGACCGCAUUAGAAGAGAGUUUUUGCCAGGAUGAGAUUCAUAUCGAGAAACUACAGUCGUACCUGUACUAG